AUGCUGUUCAACGGCGACUUCUUGGAAGAGGAGUAUUCCAGCCUUCCGCCCUAUGAAGGGACUGAGAUGCUUCCGGUCCCGGGAAAUGACGACUCCCCCGGACUGUCAGUGGAGGCCGACGUCGGAGCAGUAGGUGGCUUGCACGGACAAGACGCCGUUCGACGCAUGCUGCAACUGCUUAGACCGCAAGACUUGCCUAGCGGAACAGCGGGAGCGGACACGGGCAACGGCGAGGGCACGAGCGUGGAGGACUUCCCGCCCCUGCUUGGAAAGAGCUACUUGCGAGCCUCGACGCAUUCCACGACGACCCGGAUGCGAUCAAGAUUGUUUCAGGCGGAGGCGGGUGGCAAGGGAGGCGCCGGAGCGUUGGCUGCUUCAUCGGCGUUCGCUCUCCCUCCCUCUUCCACCGAAGAGGGACGGGGAGAGUCGGACCCAGCCGCAAUCCUGACCUCAGCUUCGAUGCGCAUGUCUCUCACGCUCAUGGGGGCCCUUCGCGCCACGGUCCCAGGGUUGUUCGCGAGCAUGGCGCAAACCCUCAUGGAUCUCUUUCAGGCAUCCGCACCUUUCGCUCUGGGACAGGUCGGGUCGUCCUCGGCGUACCUCGAGACUUUGACGCAAGUACGUGAGGUGGCUGAGAGGGUGGCGACUGUCGAGAGCGGGUCGUCCAAGGACGAGAGAACGCAGGCUGUGGCGCUGCUCCUGUCUCUCGGGGUUGCGACGGGAUCCGUGUCGGACGUGCUCCGGGUGGCCAUGCUCUUGUUGGAACGGGACGCGCCGGCACUUCCCCCUUCCGCUAGCGGGCCCCUGGAGCAACUCAGGAACCACUCCACGCCUCCCAAGGUUUCGAUCCCUAAACCCGGCACCUGGACAGCGUCUUUCCCGGCACGCCUGGACACCGAGGCCGAAGGCACAAGUGGAUCGACUCCCUCGAGUGCCCGGCGAGGCGCUGGUGGUAGUGGCGGGAACGGCCCCAAGGAUGGAGCGGCGGCGGCAGGCGGGGGUUGCUGUAACCCUGCUACCGACGGGGUGUAUGUCUACGUCUGGGAUGCCGAUACGAAGCGGGUGCACAAGGUGGGCACGGGUUUCCACGGAACGCUGGCCGGAAACGUGUACAUGUCGAGCAAGAAGGUUCUCGACGACAUUCGCGUUUUCAAGGGCAUGGAGCCUGCCCCAGCGGAGGGAGACGAGGAGGAUCAGGACGAGGACGAGGACGAGGGCGAGGGCGAGGGCGAGGGCGACGCUGCGAGUCCUCAAGCCAAUGUACUCAACGCACGACAUCGCCAGAGCGGUGGCAAUGGUGGCGUCGUCAUGUCGGAGGCUGCCGCUCAACGGAGGCGCUCCUUGAUGGGCACGGGGCUAAACAUCGGAGGGGGACUGGGAUUGGGGAUGAGUGACAGCGAUGACGGCGAGCCUGAUCGUCUAAACGACGCCAUGGAAGGCUUUGAGGAAUUUUUCGAGCCCAUUAGCUUCAAUGUGAGUUGGGAGAGAUUAUCCGCGUGGUUAGGGUGUACGACGGGGCGGCACAAGCCGAUCGCUAUGAGCCUGAGGGACUAUUGGGGCAGGUUCGGACUGAGUUCCAUGGUGACCCGGCCCUCCAUGCCUUCCUCGUCCUCGUCCUCCAUGCCUUCCUCUUCCUCGUCCUCUUCCUCUUCCCCCUCUUCGUCCUCCUCGGAUUCAUCCUUCACCUUCUCCCCGGAUCCCGCCGCAAUCCCCCUCCCAAGAGCUACACCCCCGCAGCCCCCUGUGCCCUCUUCACGAAGAGGCUCCGCAACCCCUCCGCCGCUGCCCGCGGCAGCGACAGGGGGGGUGGGGGUGGCUUCACCUGCCCCUCGGGGGGCGGGCGCCGCUCAAUCACCGCCUGAGCGACAGCGCUUGGGCGGCAGCGGCAGCGGCGGCGGCGUGCGGCUGCACCGGGUGCCGUCGCCGGUCCGGCAAGUGCCGGCGAACGGCCAGUCUCCGAUGACCGUCCCGCCGACGGGAAGCGCGGCGAGGACGCCCCCCGACAGCCGGACUAGGUCCCGCUCCUCGUCUCCCCCGCGAACGAUAGACGCGAUCCUCGGUGCUAUGGGAACCACGAGGGCGAGGGAGAGCGGCGCUAGGAUCGGGGUUGCGAUGGCGGUCGGAGCAGGGACGGUUGGAUCCCUCGCGGUGGGACUCGGCGGGGGUAGCAGUGGGGACGGGGGCGGCGGCGGCGGUGGCGACGGUGGCGGCGCGAGGGGGAACGGGCUGCUGAGAUUUAGGGCGCUGGAAUUCAGGGAUGUGCUUCGCGAGGUUCCUGAGUCCGGUUACCCCGAAGAGGGUAAUGCUUUCGGCGAGGGCGGGGAAGCGAUGGAGGAGGACGACGAGGGGUACAUCCUCGACUGCAAGGUCGUGCACGGCUUCCGGUGGUACAGGGUCCGGGUGACCACUCGCGCGGUGUCGACCCAGGCGUCCGGGGCGCUGUCGGCCGAUGAGAUUGCCGUGCUACGUCCGUCAGACUUGGCCCUCGUAGAGGUGGUUAGCCUGGCCGACCUGCCCAUCCCAGGCUUUCCGGCUUCGCCUACCGAAGCGCAUCAGGCAAAGCCCAAAGACGGUUUGGAGGAGAAACAGGAGGUGGGCCCCGAGGAUGGGGGCCUGGGGGACGUGGCGGGAACGGAAGACGUGAUGGAGUUCGCUUACGCUGACCUCGGAGCAUUCGUGGCGGAGUGCUCCUCCAACUCGGAGCUGUCCGGAGGGAUUGAGCUGUUCCCGUCCCCGGGUGCUGGGAUUUCCAUCGCCAUGCAGAGCCUUUUGGUGGAAACGUCGCUGAGUGGGAACACCUGGACCACCCUGGGCUUGUGGAUAGCCUCCGAACAUGAGCAGGAGGAGGAAGGAACGGCCGAGUACUCGGCGAAGAUCACGGCAGCCGAAGGCGUAACCAACAUCGCAAGGUUCGUCCGCUACACCCUAGCGCCUUCAGCAGCGACCCCCCCCCCCUCGUGCUUGCUGACCCGGCUGUCGGCAACCGGCCCAAGCGAGGAAGUCCCGAAGGGUCUGUGUCGGGAGGAGGAGGAAGGCGGGUUUCCGUUUCCCGCCAUGACGACUGAUUCGAGGCACAUCAUCCUCGUGUGCCCGGCGGAAGGCGGGCAAGAGGGAGACGACCCGAAUAUUGCGGCUGCGGCAGCAACGGCGUUGGGUGAUGAUGACUCUCCACGCAGGCUGGAGUUAUUAUUCCUGGACCCAGAAGACGGGUAUCGCCUCGUGAGGACCGCUACGCUAGCGUGGGGCAUGGACGAGACGGACCUCCACCAGAACGCGAUGUUGUGCGACGGAGAGAGACUAGUCAUGCUCACUCACAGAGACUCCGGAGUGCUCUGUCGGUGGCGAAACGACGGAUUAGCGCCCAUCUUCGCGCCGCCUCGACCAAACCCUCCCGAGGGCUCACGGCCAUCAACACUGCUGUCUCCACGCGGAGUGGUGCCUUCGGAGGGCGAGGGAACCAUGUCGCUGGACUCUGCCGCACCGGGGAAAGUGUCGGACACCACCGAGCGAAUGGCCUGGGCUCGAAUCAUGCUGGGUUCUUCGUCCCCUUCUCACCGCGUCGAGGGGCUUGAGGAGGCUGGCUUGCUGGAUCUACACGGCCCUGCUGGUUCGGGAGAGGAGGGGGGUGACAAGGCGGUGCUGUGCGCAAGGGGGCACGCUGCUCUGUUGCUGGGUUAUCUGGAAAGACUCGGCGAGCCGUACGGGCCCCCAGAGGAGGAUGUUGCCGAGCCCCGGGUGCGGUGCGAGCUGGAAGCCGCCUCCGGCGGUAAAGACGACGGGAACUUUUCCAGGCUGCUGGUGAGGGGAGAGGAUCGGAGUUGCAAGGAGCCAGGCAUGAACGUCCUGGUCCUGACGGAGACUCUGGAUGCAGGAGGACAAGCCGCAACGACCUUCGCCACUCACCAAUCUGAGCACGCCUCGAACCGGCUCGCGGACUACCUCAACAAUGUGCCCCAGGGCCGCACGGUGCUGAUAGCCGUGCAGGAGGAUUGCUCUGGAAACCUCGGCAACUCCGCCAAAAGAGCACUCUUGUCCAUGGGGGCCGGGACCACAGAGAUUGCGGCGCUCGGCAUGCACAAGCGCAGCUCGUUCGCGAUGAUAGGCCGGAGGGGCGCCAGCCCAGGCUCAGUACCUCAGGGGUGUGCCACCGUCAGGCAACGUCUACCGGCCCCAAAGGUGCCAAUGUGCGUGGACGUGUCGAAGGAGACUCUCGACAACCUCGUCACGCUUAUUCUCAGGCACGAAUCGGUCCUCCUGCAGCAGCAGCCGGACGUACCAUCACAGCACGUAGCAUCAGAGGUUGCCGCAUCAAGUUCUGCUCGCGGAAGGGGUGGACAGACGGUAACGAAGGAGGUAGAUGUUGACGGUGGUGUGGGACAGGCGGAGCUGGACGCAGCGGUUGUGCUGUCGGCGGUGAACAUCCUCACCAACCUGAUGUUCCAGCUGCUGAGAGGCUCUACUCCGGCUGCGGCUCUGGCUUCGUUUUCCCCGGACAAACUGGGCCCUCUACUGAGUGUUCUGAUUGCCGUCAUCGACCAAAACCGACCGGAGGUCGGGGAGCAAGAAGGAAGCACGCAACCACUGCCGACGCCGCAUCCCUCUGUCCGAGCGCCUCGCAAGCAGAGCGACGAGAAGGGCCUCGGGUCGAAAGACAAGGCUGCAGGGGUUGCCUCGGCAUCAACUCCCUCGGCUGCCGAUAUCGGCACUGCGGUCCGCAGGGUGUCAUGCGCCGGCAGCGUUGGCUCCUCCGCCCUUGACCACAGCGGCGGUGAUGGAGGCGGUUGUGCUGAUGCCGGAGGGCGAAGAGCGGUUGCUGUGGGGAGCGCGGGGGUACGGCAGGAUUUGUUGCAGAAAGCGUGCCUUCGGCUGUUCGUGACGGGCAUGGACUUGUUUUUCCCCUCGUGCGCGCAGAGGUAUAGCCUGCUGGCGAGGUAUCUCUCCAAGUAUCUCAGCGACGGCCUGAGCCCAGCAAGAGAGACCGUUCUAGAGCUUCUGCUCCGCCGGAUGUCCGACCCCGGUCAGCUGGUGGAGAUAGUGGUGCGACCCAAUGUUUCCGCGAAAGUCAACGAACCAAACCCUUUCGUCGUUUCCCCGCCGAUCGCGGCGACCGGGGCCUCCACUCCCAAGAACGAGGGUGUGUUGCCCGGGAAAGACGAUGUCGCGAAGGCGGCGACGGCGAUGGUAGCGACCCCCGCUCCAUCCGCGAACGAAUUGCAAUGCCUACUGCUCUCUGUCGCCACAGCUGAAGGGGUUUCCAGGAUCAAGGCGUUGCAACACCGCUCCCGAGAAAAGAAUACAGGGGAUCGUGGGAAUUCAGGGCGGAGAAGCGUGGAAGAUGGUACCGCUUUGACGGGAGGAGUGGGGGAGGCUGCGGUGGAGAUGCUGGGACGGUUGAUGAACCAGCUCCUUAGUAGCGCGGAUUGCGUGAUCAUGGAGUCAGAUCUUGAAGCCUUCGACAUGCUCUGCGAAGAAGAAAUUGCUUGCUUCUUGGAAGCGAUGGGACUCGCGCCUCUUCCUACUCAUUCAACAACGGCCAACAGCGCCAGCGGUGACACCAACAGGAAAGCAGCGGCUUCGAAUGUUUCUAGCGCUACUAAUGGUACAGCCGUUGGGCUUGACUCGACGCAUGCUCUAGCUACGGUGACUGGGACAUGGCUUGGCAAGGAUGUAUCGGCACCCAGCACUCUGGUCGUGCUCAUUACGGCCUUAUGCAGGUCAUGCGCCGCGUUGGCAGCCCAAGCUGCGGCGACGGCUGACGCGAUUGGUGAGGGUGUCUCGGCUGGCAAGGGAAUCUUGUCCGAGGAGGCUGACCGCAUCUUGCAGGGGCGCUUGAGCACCAUGGCACGGGAGAUCGUGGGAGUGAUGACGAUGGUUUCCAAGUUGCUGGAGAGGGUACCAAAGGACCGACUGUCCGUGGCCGGGGUUAGAAAGGGCGUGGGCACCGUCAACAAGUCUGUGGCCACUAUGAACGUGUUCGUGUUCGGGCCACCCUCUACCAGGCUCAUAAACUAUAUGCCUCGUGCCAGUAGAAAGGCUUACGAACAUCGAUGUCAUUCGGAGUUUUUUGUCACGCGAUUUCCGUCGUGUUUCCGCAAGGUGAUGGAGAGCAAGCACAACUACGAAGCGCUGACGAAUGAGACCCUGGUUCUGGAGAUCAAAGGCGCUGCCAGGAUGGUGGUGACGUUUGAUGAACGCUCGCGCACAGAAGAGGGGUACGACUAUUUGGUGUUUUGGAAGGACGAGUUGAAGACGGAGUCAUGGCAUCCGAGAAUUCCCAGGCUCUCGGGCACCGGGAGCUCUUGCAACUUCCCGGGGUUCGGCGGCAGGGAUCCGCUAGUGAUCGAGGCGGACAGGGACGGAGGCGGCUACUGGCUGCUGGGCGUAGACCGGCAACUGGCAGGGGCCGGAGCGGCUCUUGCGGGGUGCCUCGUGAUCUCCAAGCCUUGGGGAGGCAAAGCCGAGGACGACAACGCCCCAUGGAUGGAAGAUGACCUCUUAGCUGGGGCAGUGUCGCCCGAGACUGCCGCUGCCGCUGCUGCUGCUGUCGGCUCUUCUCCGACGUCCGCUGCCAGCCCUGCGACAACGCUGCCGUCAACGUCAACGUCAACGUCAACGGUAACGCCAACAGCAGAUGGAGUUACUUCGGCCGGUCGUGUGCCGGCGGGAGGGGGGUUGCCUCGCGAGGUAUCCGUGGGAGAUGUUGGAGCAGCCGUGCCGUCGCUGGCAACAAAUGUACCGCCCUCCCCAGAGCUCGUACUGCUGCAGGAAGUCGUGGACAGGCUUGAGGGGACCGGCGGCAGCUCGUUGUGCAAGGUUAUGCGAGCAAAAGUCGGUGAGGACCAAGGAUCUGUGGAGGCUGUGAACCGGGCGGUUUACGCUACGUGUGCUGCGCUGAUUUGGCACCAGGGGCUGGGCCCAGAAGCGCUGGCAUUAGCGGAGGGUAGGGUGGCAACACCGUCGAAGGCGCUUUCAAAGGCGUGGAGAUUCGGGCAACAGAUGCGGCAGUUCUUCGACUAUGGUGACGUGCGUGACGCCGUCAACAGCCAGAUGGAGCUUCAGAGGCAGCAGGUGAGCGAGCGAAUCGUCUCUCGAGCCCUCUUCCUUCUGAGCCUGCCAUCCCAGGCAACACGCGUGUCCAUCCAAGAGCAGUCCAAGCGACGCUGGUCAAUUCUGGCCAGGCUUGGCGGCGUGGGAAGUAUGCAGCGGACGUCUAGCCAUGGCAACAGCCCGGCAGAAGGCUUGGACUUGCUGGAGAAGUGGAAGGAAGUCGUGGACGAAGCCACCGCCAUGCGAAAGCUCAAGUCCAUCCUCGUGUAUCGCCGCAAGGCCGCAGACAUGCGCGAAAGGGCCAAGGAAAACUCUGUGAGCGAGCGCAUCAUGAAAUUCGUUCAGUGUCCCGCUGACGUGAGCCAGCUGGAAAUGGUGAGGCAGUGUCGAGACCAGCGAGCGAAGCUUAGGGCUGAAGGGCUCCGUCUUACCCGAGCCCUCGUGGCAGCGGCAGCAUCGCCUCAAGCGAAGGCGUGGUUGCUCUCGUCGCAUGCUGAGUCUAUUCGUCUCACCAAGAGAGAAGACAGGCCGGGGGCGCACGUCCACUACCUCAGCUCCGUUGAAGGCUGCGAGCCAAGCGCGUACCUGGCCCUCGCUCGGCAGUUUGCGCUCCUCAUCGAGUGCACCCUUCAAGUUCUCAAGGAUUGCUCGAGGCCCAAGAAGGGCGAGACUCCUGCCCACGCUGCGGAGCGGAGGCUUCUCGCCGUCAGUUCAUUGCAAGCGCUGGCGCUAGAUUACGACCUGGGGGACCACGAGAUCCUCAAAGAGUCUAAUCUGUUGGAGGUGCUCGAGCCACUGCUGCAGAGCUUCAAUGGGCCUGGCGGGGUCGAAACCGGUAACACCAAGAACACCGAUGAAGAUGCCAACGCGACCAACCCGUCUGAGCCCGCGGAACCAAAGGCCAACGCUUGCGAGCCAUCGCUGGUCAGCAAUGCUGACAACGACACCAAUGGCAACGGUGGUCACGACAGCGAAGACGGCGAUGAUAGCGACGACGAGGAGUUCUUCGACACCGGCUCUAUCGGUGAUGACAUCGCUGCCCUCGAGGCCGAGCUGCAGGAGGAGGAGGGGCUACUACUCGACGAGGCCAACGGUGCUGGCGACGGGGAGCUUGCGUCGUACCUCCCUGGUGCUAGGGAAGAGUCGGUGCGGAAAGCGGCUUGGUGCCUAUUCGAAGUGCUGCUGCCGCGGUGUGUCGGGCUAGAGGGCCAGGGAUUGGAAACACGGCUAGAGGAGCCGACGAGCUUCAGCCACAGGCAUGCUGCUGGCGGUCCUAAUCAGACAAGUGGGGAGGGCUUCAUGCAAUGUUCAGCGCAGCAACGCCAGCCUGGCAAUCGACGACGACCUGUUCUCCGACCAAAGCUCUUGUGUACGGCCGGGGCUUGGUAUUCCCCACCCAAGGUUGGCGAUACGGUUGCUCGCGGGCCCAAGUGGCCUCGCGGAGACAUGUCGGACGGUGGACCGGGAGGUCUUGGAAGAGUGACAGAGCUGAAGAAAUCCAACAUGACUGCGAGGGUGGAGUGGGAUAUGACAGGGCUCAACGGCACCUACAAAAUGGGGUCGAUGGCGGAGUUCCCUCAGAACGCCGAGGAUGACACCGCCCCUGCCUCGGUCGAUGACCUACUGGUGUGGGAGGUAGUCAAGGUCGACCCAAGCGUGGGAGGCAGCGUGGUGAUGAAAGGAGGCGUGAACAACCUCACCCAAGAUGAGCGGGACGAGCCGUGGAGUCAGUUUGGACUGUCGCUGCUGGGAAACGCUACCCUAAUGUACUAUGCCACCGCCGAAGAGAACCAGCUAUUCUCGGUGCACUCCAGGACAAUGCUGCAGCCGAACGUAUGGACACAUGUCGCUGUGGUGCAGGCCAAGAACAGGUGCCGUAUCUACGUGGAUGGGGAGGAAGACGGGGAGGCAUCUCUUCCGCAGCACAUGAUCACCCCCGGAGGAAUGGUGAAGGACGUGCUAGAGUCUCAACACCCGUACGCCAACAACGUGGACAAGAUAUGGGACGUACGUGUGGAAGGGGCACUUUCGUACACCAUCUCCUUCGACAUGAUGACAAAGACAGAGCGGAACCACGAUUACGUGCGCUUCCUGAAGGUGCGCGUUGGUCUUGUUCAAGACGGUCCAUUUUUCGGAGAAGAGCGUUACUCGGGCGGUAGGAACGGGUCGGAGAGCAACUGGCCGGGGACAGGGGGAAGGCCUCCCCUGGUCAUCAACGCACCGAGUUUCGCCGUGUUUUUCCAUACGGACCAGUCCAACAACGACUGGGGUUUCAAGAUGUCCUCGUUGGCUUGCGUAGCCGCUCCUGAGGAGGCCGAUGAAGAAAAGAGCGAGGCCUCCCCAGCGAACCUGAAUCCGUUCCCAGUGUACCUCGGACAGCCCCCUUCCUACGCGUCCUCCCAGAGGUCGGCCAGCGGUCUGGCAUGCGCCCCUGCACCUCCCGAGCCGUCACUAAUGGAAGAGGAGGCCUGCACGGACGUGCUUAGCCUUGUGCAACGCUGCGCUUCGUCGAUGGAUGGCGUGCCUGGCCAAGGUGGAGGUCUCAGUCUGGAAGCAGGGACUAGCCCGCUCGUGUCCCCGCAGGUGCUGGGACCGUUGCUUGUGAUUCUGCUGCAAGGAUCGAUGAAGCUGAGACUAGCUGCUGCAAGGUUGUGCGAGAAACUAUUGCCGCAAGCGCCGCUGGAAAUGGUUCAGGUGCAACUGAGCAGGGCGGGGUUCUCUUCCCCGCUGGUUCCCUCCCCAUCCCCCGGGGUCGAGACGCGAACAGCCCCUCUCGUGCACGGCUUGAUGCUCCAAGUAGGGGAAACCCUGAGCGUUUGGUCUAGGAUGGCCGCGGCAGGGUCAGGAAUGACCAACAACGUCUACCUCCCGGGGUUGUCUUCGAAGGCUUCCCUUACUUCCGGAGAAGAGGCAUUUGCUUCGAUGAGUGCGCACGUGGGGUUGCUGCGGGCCUUGCUUGCCAAGGAGGGCUGGUCUCCGCCUUUGGCGGACUGCUUACGCGAGGCGUGUUCGAACCUACCACUGAUGACAAAGGCCCUGGAGGGAGCCGGUGCGUGUGAGAUUGAGGGAGGUGAACCGGAAAGAGUGGCCGAGGUGCUGUGUGACCCCAGACUCUGGAUGGUGCACGCAUGUCUCGCGCUGUUGGGAGGCAGUUUCGAGGGAUUGCAUGUCGGCGGAAGGGCCAUGGCGUUAAUGGGAGACAGAGACGAUGCCACGGUCGAACGGUGCACCGUGCUGGCGAUGGACUGGCCAAGGCUGCACCACCUGGCAGCGAUUGAAAGGGAAAAGUGUGCUACUACGUCCCGAACGGCCAACAAGGGGGUCGAUUUCGUGCCUCCUGCCAAGGACUGGGACGGGUUGCAGUCUCUAGGCGAUGCCGUCAUCGUUUGCCUGCACUCGGAGCCGGAAACCCCGCGAGUCCUUCCGCGAGGACGCGUAUCCCCGGAUUCCGCCCCGCUCCCGCCCUCUUUCCUGUCGGCUUUGGAAUCCCCCCCUUUCAACCUGCAAUCUCCUCCGAGGGGAGGUGUUAAGCUAUCGGCAGCGGCGGAGGCGGCGGUCGCUACCGCGAGGGAAGAGGGGACACCCGGCCUUAUCCCGUACGUCCCACAGGGACUUGUCAAACCCCUUGUGGAGGCAUUCGGUGUCCUAUCGGCUGCGGACGCCAUGGACAAGAGAGUCAGGCACAAACCUUCGGUGGUCGUAUCCGACGAAGAGCGCAUCCUCGAAAGCUCCCACCCUCACGCGAGAGGCGUCGACGAUAUUUACCCGCUAGACUUUCCAGGAGCGGACAGCAUAGAGCUAUUCUUCGACGAGGACUGCCGCACCGAGGAAGGAACGGCGUACAUCAGAAUCUACAAGGACGACACGCACACGGUUAUCUGGGGGGAGAGCAUGUACCAAGGCCGAGACAAGCACGGCAACUGGCCGGGAUUGGAUGGGAGGCCUGCCGUGUGCGUGCCUGCAUCGAGCUGCGUCAUCAAGUUCCACUCCGAGGAUCGAAAUCCGGACUGGGGUUUCCGCAUCGUAGCCAAGGCCAAGUGCAAGACCUUCACCCUUCCACCAGAGCGGCCACCGCUUUUGGGACCGUCCGCCUUGUCUUUGCUGCAGGCCUGUGGGGCGAAGGCUCUCAUAUCGCUGGUGACCUCAUGGCCGCAGUUCGUACCACACGCGCAGCCGCUGAUCAAGUCGCUCGCCGAGCGUGCGCUGGGAAAGAACAGUUCCCAGGACGACGUGAAGAAGAUGGCGAUACCACGCGCGACCAAGGUGGUGGUCGAAAGCGAGCAUCCCUAUUCCCACAACGCCGAUAGGAAGGAGACGGUCCGCAUCGAGGGAGCCAAGAAGCUUGUUAUCUCCUUCGAUGACAGGUCCAGGACGGAGCAGGGGUGCGACUUCAUGGUCUUCUACGCGGACGAGACCAUGUCCAAGGUGUAUGGGGACAACAAAUACACCGGGGGGAAAGACGGCCAUCCAUCAAACUGGCCCGGGACGGGAGGACGGCCUCCGCUUGAGAUCCCCGCUAGCCAUUUCUUCUUCCGUUGGCGGACUGACGGAUCGGUGAACGACUGGGGGUGGCGGAUGGUUGUGACGCCCACCAUGGAGAAGAUGGAUGCGGCUAGUCUUCCCCCGCCGAUGCUUCACAGCAAGUUGGCGUCGCUGCUACGCAUAUGCCGGGACUGCCCGAAGGAGCAGCCCCAAGCGUUGGGUCUGGAAAAUUUUGAAGCCGAACCAGCAAUCCAGCCUCUGCCCGAUGGCAGUAGCAUGCGCGUGGGCGAGCCGUCCUGGCCAUCGUCUAUCCAUUCCCCCAUCGUUUGGGACUCCUUUUUUGAGGCCCAGACCGCCAAGACUGACCUCUCCGCCGUGUCGACGGCGGAUUCGCCAGCUGUGGGGAUGCCCAAGAUACCCAGGUGUCUCAGACGGUACGGGCUGAGGGUGUUCGUGGUCAACCCGCGCGAUGCGGAGGAGAUUUCGCUGAGAGCAGCGCCAAGAACGGACUCCGACGAGGUGAGCAAGGUGCGGAUCAACACGCAAGUGCUUGUGGUGGAGGAGAGAGGUGACUGGAUGAGAGUAAUUCCGAUCAUUGUUCCGGUUCAAGCCGCUCUCCGGCGACUCGAGGAGCUGUGUGUUAGAUUCGAUGAAACACAGAGGCGAGGGACGGGCGGCGAGAUGUCAUCCGAGAAAGAUGACGAGUUUUUCGAGAAGGUCACCACGGCGUUCAGGAUGAGCCCCGCUGCCGCUGGCAAGGGCGACGUGGACGCCAUGUGGGCGCUACGCCGGCAAGGAGAUAUGCUGUACAUGGUGCCAAGGGAGGAAGCUUCAUCGCACCUGGUCACGCUCCCUGACGAGGAAGACGUCAUUUCCCUUGAUAAGAGAGAGGCAGCGAGCACGGCAGGCAGGGCUUCAUCGGGAACAGAGGGCGCUGCUUUCGAGGCAAGUCUUGAGGUUGUGGACCCACCGCAAGGACACGAGGUGGGGCCGGCAUCACAGGGUGCUUUCGGGGUUCAGGCCGGUGCUGAACUGACCAGUGAAGGCCACAGGCUCUGGAGCGCGCUGACUGAGACUUCGCACGCGACGGCCAUUAGGUUCAGCCGCCUGGCCCUCACGAGGAUUCUUGCUGGAUCGGCUGAAUCGUCAUAUCCCGGCAACAACAGCGGAUGUUCUCCAUUAGCGCUCGAUGACUACGGAGGACCCCACAUGUUCUUGACCUUGCUGCGCGCAACGUAUUCUGAGGCGCGGGAGAGUGAGAGCGACGUGGACAUCGCGGCCCUCGAGGUGCUGAAGAAGAAGAUCCUAGGCGCUGUCGGGCAGAAAUCAUCUGAGGAAGGGGAGAAGAUUGCUGACAUGCUCAUGGCCUUUGCCCUUCACCAGCUGAAGACGGCUGUUUCUCUUUCGAAGUUCCUGUGUCCGACGAAGGCUGUGGCCAGGAUCUUCGAGACGGCUCACAAUUACGCAGACAACACGGACACCUACACCAAGAUAUCUAUCCCUGGGGCCAAGCGGAUCCGCGUGGUUUUCGAUGAGAGAUGCAGUACGGAGAUGGGGUGCGACUUCGUCAGGAUAUACAAAGACGCAGAGCACACUGCCUACUGGGGUGAGCACAAGUACAACGGACCGGCGACAUCGCGAGGGAAGAUCUGGGCAGGGGUCGCAGGGUUGCCUCCCCUCACGAUCGAGGCGAACACCAUCGAGGUCCACUUCCACUCAGACGCGUCCAACAACGACUGGGGUGUCAGAAUGCACGCGUACGGUAUUAUGCAGGAGCCAACACCCGAAGAGCGAGCGGCCUACAGGCAGCUGCAGGAGGAGGUGGGCGACCCGGAAACUGAGCUGGCGUGCUGGCUGUUGGAGGCACUGGCGAAGGAAUCGCAGAGCAAACAUCUCAAGACACUCAUGCACCGGUUCUCCACAAUGGAGACCUUGGCAAGGUUCCUCGAGGCGGCUGACAACAAGGCCAAGAUAUGGGUGGUGCGCCUCAUCUCUUCGCUGUUACAGAGCGCCUGCUCGCCGAAAGCAGACUGUAACUCCUUGGAGGCAGCAGACUGGGACGACCGGCUUGAAGCAAUGUUCGAGCCUGCGGGACCAGUGCCAGUCCUCCUGGAGUUGGCGAAGAAGGAGGCCAAGGCGGAGGAAGACAAGGGAAUCUCCACGAGGAGCCCGCUGCUUCAGGCGCUGGUCCAGAUGGCUUGGCAAUGGAUGCCCUUGCCGUACGGGCCAAAGAUCAAGGCUGGCGACAUGGUCACCGUGGAGGUCGACGCCCUCAAGAAGGAAGCCUUAGUCGGACUCGCCUUCGGGCCAAACGGCUCUAGCGCGCGGAUCGAGCACGACGAGACUCCUCGAUUCCCUCCCUGGAGAGACGGGGAAGCUCUGCACCUAGCGGUUAUGCUGGGGGGUAAAGACAACGCGGUGCAGAUAGUGCGGCCGCCUUUGCCGUUGUGCUCGACUAAAACUUCUUUGUCUCCAUCGGGAGACACGACUUGGUGGGGAGCAAGGUUGGAGGGCGGGGAGCUGUGCGCGAUUAGGGGAGAGGAGUGGCUGGAGGGCGUGAAGGAAAGCAUGGAGCUCAUGUCGGCGGUGCUCAAGAGAGAGCUUCCAGCCACCUUUGUGGCGAAGGAGCUCCUGCCAAGUUGCCAGGAACGGGCGGCGCUGACUUUGGAAUCGUCUCACCCUCUCGGGGCUAGCCAUACCGAGGAGACUGUGACCAUCAAGGGAGCGACGAGCUUGGAGGUCGUAUUCGACGUGCGUACGUCCAUGGGGCCUGGUGACAAGAUCAGCGUUUACGGGGAUAGCGACCAAGGGCUGCAACGAGUGCUACAAGGCUUGGUGGGUGCAACGGAGUCCUCUUUAGGCUCCAACAACAGCGCGAAGGGAUGUAAAUCCAGCAGUGGCACCUUGGCAAGUAUUGCUGUUGGUGAUAGCGUGGUGAGGGGCCCCGCGUGGAACUGGGGAGAAGACGAUGGAGGGCCGGGGGGGUACGGCACCGUCAUUGAUAUCCGACCUUGGAAGGGCAAGCCUCGCAGUGGCGUCAAGGUCCGCUGGGCUGACACUUCGUUCGUCGGUCUGUACAGGUGGGACCACGAGGGCUGCUUCGAUGUCCUCAUCGUGGCGCACAGCAGCACAUCCACCAAACCGAUCGUCAUCAAGGGCGACAGUCUCUCCAUCCACGUCGACCCAGACUCUGUCUCGGAGCCAUCAUCGAUACAGUCCAGCAGCAGCAGUGCUUCCACGCCCCGCCUACGACUGCGAGACGGGGCCAGCGUGUCGGUUAAGCUGAAGCCGAGCAUGGGCAGGGAUCUGCUGUCCGGUGAAUUCACCGUGGAGGCCUGGUUUAGACUCGAGGCAAGUUUCGUUGCAAGCGUGGACGGUGGCUUGGAAUCGAGGGCUUACCCGCUCUUGUCUCGGAGUAUCAUGGAUGGGAUCAGCCAGAUCAACAUCAAUGCAGUGUCAACGAUGGACCGUCGGCGGGCGACCGUUCACGUGAACAUGUACCAGAGCAAUGGCCUGACCCCUGGCAUCUCUUUCAGCGGCGGCGUUCUCGCCCCGGGACGUUGGGGACACGUGGCAUUCUCCAUUGAUGCUGCUGGGAGCGCCAAGCUGUUCGUCAAUGGUUCUGAGGUGGCCAGCGGGUCGUUCCAAGGAUCGCGCAUGGUGAUAGAGGAUUGCGAUAUGGUGCUGGGGGACUCUCUCGACAACGUGGGUACGCUUAAUGGCCACGUGUACGAUCUCCGCCUUUGGUCGACAGCGUUGGGCGCCGCUGAUGUGACGAUGAGGCUCAAGGCGUUGCCUGAGGCAGGGUCGCCCGGACUUGUCGUGAACUUCCCCUUCACGGAGGGCGAGGGAGCAGUAUUGCACAACCGAGGUUCCUUCUCCGAAAUCGCCGCUCUGCCGAACCUUGGCUGCACCUGGACCACGUCUGUGGAGCCCCCCGUCGAGCCGACUCUGUCCCAUUGGGGUUGGCGCUGUACCGUUACGCCGAUCUACUCCUUUGAGGGCCUAUCUGGACUGCCCGAGGUGGAGGAAGAGCUGGAGGCGCUACGCGGGCUUUACGGCAGCGCUGACGUGAAGCAUGACCAGGCCCUCGUGCGGUACGUGAACUCGUUUGCAGAGAAGAAGUCCUACGAUGCGGAGCGUCUCCUUCGCUGCUCGUGGGAUGACAUGGCUCCAUCGGAGGAAGACCUCGUCAGAGACCCACUUUUACGAGAGCUGUUCCUUUGGCAUCGCCCGCCGGCCGCUUCACGCGGUUCCAUUGCAUCGAAGCAGAGCGAGGGAGCUGCCGUUCAGUCCCCUGAUGGAGGCGUGGAGGAGACGAAGGGGGAAGACGGGGUCCUGGCUGAAACUAAGGAGGAUGCCAAAGGCGUCUCGGGACAGGCGGGAGAUGGGGCACGUGGUGAAGGCAAGGGUGCGGAGGGGGCCAGGGUAGGGGUCGGACCGCUAUUCAGGAAGAACAAAGGUGGUAUCGCUGCGCGGUUCCAGGUGCUCCAGGUCAUGAACAGGAAGCUCCGAGAGGCGCUGCCGUACUUCGAUCUCGCCCAGUUGGAUUGCGAGUUGUCGGCGGCUCAACUUCUGUCCAACUGCCGCGGAUUGAUCUUCCGCGCGAUCAAAGAGCCGGUGUUGCUUUCGGCCUUGUCGGACACGGCCUACGCCGACGGUGGACAGUUCAAUCUCAACCUCAGCCGUUCCAAGGCGGCGAAGCACAUCCACCUCGGGCACACUGACGCCGAAGGAAGAUGGUCUGUGUUCGGCCAGGCGUUCAGACAGAUGAACACCAUGCACCCGAGGAGUCUUCGCACGCACUCGAAGCUGUACAACUGCGUUUUCAUGGGCGAGCGUAGCCAAGACGCCGGGGGGCCGUACCGAGAGUCGUGGUCGAUGUACGCCCAGGAGUUGCAGUCGAGCGCGCUGCCGCUGCUGAUCCGUACGCCAAACGGGGUCCAUGCGGCAGGCAUGGGGCGAGACCGAUACGUGCCUAACCCUGGGGCGACGUCGCCUGACCAGGUGGAGAUGUUCGUCUUCCUCGGGAAGAUCAUGGGACACGCCAUAAGGUCGAAGGAAUACAUCGGCCUGAACCUGUCGGUGGUGGUGUGGAAGGCGCUGGUGGGGCAGGAAGUACAGCUUUCAGACCUCGAGAACGUGGACGUGCUGCUCACCAGGAGCAUGCAGGACAUCCGCACCAUCGACCAGAAGGGUGUCACCCGUACGCUGUUCUCGGACAUCGUCAUGGAGAACUUCACGGCAGUUUCUCUCGAUAAUAGAGAGGUCGAGCUCAAGCCGGGCGGCAAGAACAUAUCGGUCACGUGGGACAACCGCUUCGAGUACGCGGACCUCAUGGAGAAGCAGCGCCUGUCUGAAUGCUGCAGCAUGGUCAAGCACAUCCGGAAGGGAUUGGCAAUGGUGGUACCACUGACGGUUCUGGGAAUGUUCAACUGGGACGAGGUGGAGACCAUGGUCUGCGGAAAGCCGGAAGUGGACGUCGACCUCCUCGAGGCGAUUGCGGAGUACUCCGGGUGCAGGAAGGAGCAACCGCACAUCAAGUUCUUUUGGCAGGCGUUGCGCGAGUUCACCCCACAAGAGCGAUCGAUGCUCAUCAAGUUCACCUGGGGACGGACGAGGCUACCGCUCACGGCGGAGGGCUUCAGCCAGCGCUUCAAGCUGCAGAAUUUCGCGCGCUCUCCCGCAGACGAUUAUCUGCCAGUGGCUCACACGUGCUUCUUCAGCUUGGAGCUGCCGGCCUACAGCUCUCUUGAGGUCAUGAAGGAGCGGCUGCUUUUCGCGGCGUUUAACUGCAGCGCAAUCGAUGGAGAUGACAACUUCGCUGGGAUGAAUGCGGCAGCCCUUGGAUGGGACUGGGAUGAGGAAGAUGACGUAGGCGGGGAGGGGGCCGCACAGGCCUGACGCGGCGGAUUGGGUUUAGGCCGAUCCCUUCGGCUCAUUGAUUUGUUUUCCUUGUUAGUGCACAAGCGGAGAGUGAGUUUGCUGCGUGCAUUUUCUUGUUGCCAUCUCGCCUACGUAAUCGGGAUACAGGGGUAAGGAGACAGACUGAGAUAUACAUCAAGAAAUUAAACCAAUUGGGUAGUCGCGGCGUAAUGGUAGAAGGAGUGAAGUACAAGAGUGAUUCAAGACUUGCGUUUUCGACGUGGGGUCGUAACCGAAAGCGCCCUGUGGUUUGUCUGGUUGUUGUCUUGUGGAAGUGAAAAGUUUAGAUGGGCUAGUCGCUAGUCAACGUUCAUUGCCCAGUCAGAAUGUAUUCGUAGAUUCGAUAACCCUCUGUUGUGGAUCACCGAUCAAGUGGGUGGGAAUAACUGAAGUUGUUAAAGGAAGAGAUGCAGCGACCUUCGCGUCUGAGAUUAAUUCGCCAACGAGAUCUGUACAAGGGUCGCAUCUCCCCGAACAUCUUUGGAGGACGGUUCUCUUUUCAUAUUGGCGUCGCGGUGCUAAGUCUGAUUUUGGCGGCACAAGACCCGGGUUCUAGUACUGUACUUUAAUGCGCAUACAGGGGGGUCCCGCAUAAGGUGGUCUAAAUAAGGCGGGUCGCCCAUAUAAGGCAGGUGAAAUUGGCUGACAUUGAAGACACAUUGAAUACGGUGGCUGUCCCGUCAUGAGGCGGUCGUUACCAGCUGCCCCGCCACCGCCUAUUGAGGCGCCCUCACUGUAUGUAUCAUUUCGAUGUUUUUCGU
Ectocarpus sp. CCAP 1310/34 is the source of this 18215-nucleotide messenger RNA. Lineage: Eukaryota; Phaeophyceae; Ectocarpales; Ectocarpaceae. The record is from the annotation of a GenBank genome assembly.